This is a messenger RNA of Puma concolor (puma), 2452 nucleotides long. It is a transcript of the gene TSC22D2, whose product is annotated as TSC22 domain family member 2. The record is from RefSeq and is a predicted model, not a curated record. Gene Ontology annotation, biological process: regulation of transcription by RNA polymerase II. Lineage: Eukaryota; Metazoa; Chordata; Mammalia; Carnivora; Felidae.
AUGUCCAAGAUGCCGGCCAAGAAGAAGAGCUGCUUCCAGAUCACUAGUGUCACCACGGCCCAGGUGGCCACUAGCAUCACCGAGGACACCGAGAGCCUGGACGACCCGGACGAGUCACGUACGGAGGACGUCUCCUCCGAGAUAUUCGACGUCUCUCGGGCCACGGAUUAUGGCCCUGAGGAGGUCUGUGAGCGCAGCUCCUCGGAAGAGACGCUCAACAAUGUUGGGGAUGCGGAGACUCCCGGGACCGUCUCCCCAAACCUCCUCCUGGACGGGCAGCUGGCGGCCGCGGCGGCUGCUCCCGCCAACGGAGGAGGAGCCGUUUCGGCCCGGAGCGUGGCUGGGGCGCUGGCUAGUACCGCGGCGGCGGCGGCCGCCACCUCGGCCCCCUCCGCGGGAGCACCCGGCGGUCCCCCGGUCGCGGGCUCGUCUGCCGGGCCAGGGACUGCGGCCCCAUCGCAGCCCCCCGCCACUUGUAGUUCCCGAUUUCGCGUGAUCAAGCUGGACCACGGGAGCGGGGAGCCCUACCGACGCGGCCGAUGGACGUGUAUGGAAUACUAUGAGCGGGAUUCGGACAGCAGCGUCCUGACCAGGUCCGGGGAUUGCAUUAGACACAGCAGUACUUUUGACCAGACUGCGGAGCGGGACAGCGGCCUGGGCGCCACCGGAGGGUCGGUGGUGGUGGUGGUGGCCUCCAUGCCGGGGGCGCACGGGCCCGACUCGGGAACUGACAGUUCCUUGACUGCUGUGUCACAGCUACCCCCGUCGGAGAAAAUGAGCCAGCCCGCCCCGGCCCAGCCGCAGAGUUUUGGCGUUGGGCAGCCACAGCCACCGCCGCCCGUAGGUGGGGCUGUGGUUCAAAGCGCGGCUCCAGUGCCGCCGUUCCCGGGAGCCGCGGCCGGGCCGCAGCAGAUGAUGGCAGCCCCGCAGCCCAGCCAGCCCCAGGGAGCCGGCCCCGGCGUCCUCCCGCAGGGGCCCAACGGACAGGGUCUACCGCUGACGAAUGUAACCCUGACGCAGCCCGGCAUGCCCCUGCCGCCGCAGCCCGGCCCGACCCUCGGAGCGCCAGCGACGCAGCAGCCUCCGCAGUUCGCGUACCCCCAGCCUCCGCUCCCGCCCGGGCAUUUGCUGCCCGUCCAGCCCACGGGGCAGAGUGAGUACCUACAGCCGCACGUGGCCGGCCUGCAGCCGCCAAGCCCUGCUCAGCCCUCGUCCACCGGCGCCGGAGCGAGCCUCGCCACGCCUGCCAGCCUGCCGGUGGGCACCGGCCAGAAUGCCUCCACGGUGGGUGCGCAGAUAAUAGGCGCGUCUUCCCUGCCCGGUGAAGCCGUGGCUCCAGGGCCGGGACCCGCGCAGGGCGGGCAGGCCGCGCCUGGUCAACCGGCUGGAGUGCCCCUGGCCGCUGUAGGAUGCGCGGUGCAGCCGGGCCUGGUUCCCCCUGGGACCGGGCAGCCCCAGUCCGUGCCUCCGCCGCAGAUGGGCGGCAGUGGUGCGCCGUCGGCCGUGCCUGGCGGCCCCCACGCCGUGCUGCCCGGAGUUCCAAACGUGCCUGCAGCCGUGCCCGCUCCAAGCGUGCCUAGUGUGUCUACCACCUCUGUUACUAUGCCAAAUGUACCCGCGCCUCUGGUCCAGUCGCAGCAGCUGAGCAGCCAUACGCCAGUCAGCAGGAGCGGCAGCGUAAUCCAGCAUGUUGGGCUGCCCUUAGCGCAAGGCACACCCAGUGUACCAACAAGUCUACCACAGUCUGACUUAAGCCAGUUUCAGACUCAGACCCAACCUUUAGUCGGGCAAGUUGACGAUACUAGAAGAAAAUCAGAACCCCUACCUCAACCACCACUUUCUCUCAUUGCUGAAAAUAAGCCUGUUGUGAAGCCUCCUGUUGCAGAUGCCCUGGCAAACCCCCUUCAGUUAACACCUAUGAACAGUUUGGCCACCUCUGUAUUCAGCAUAGCUAUUCCUGUUGAUGGUGAUGAAGACAGGAAUCCUUCAACUGCUUUCUACCAAGCGUUCCAUUUGAACACGUUUCAGGAAUCAAAGAACCUCUGGGAUAGUGCAUCUGGGGGAGGUGGUGUAGCCAUUGACAACAAAAUAGAACAAGCAAUGGAUCUGGUGAAAAGCCAUUUGAUGUAUGCAGUAAGAGAAGAAGUGGAAGUUCUAAAGGAACAAAUAAAAGAAUUAGUUGAAAGAAACUCUUUACUUGAACGAGAAAAUGCACUGUUAAAAUCUCUUUCAAACAAUGAUCAAUUAUCCCAACUCCCAGCCCAACAGGCCAAUCCUGGUAGCACUUCUCAACAACAAGCAGUGAUAGCACAGCCUCCGCAGCCAACGCAACCUCCACAGCAGCCGAAUGUCUCCUCAGCAUAAAGCUUUCUUGCCUCAUUAAGAAAAAAACUGAAAGCAAUCUAUCCUUGUGUGCCACUGGUAUACUUUCCACUUUAUACGAAAGCAAGUA